This is a messenger RNA of Cannabis sativa, 939 nucleotides long. RefSeq lists its product as uncharacterized. Bases 1 to 939 code for a protein of 312 amino acids. NCBI's taxonomy places the organism in Eukaryota, Viridiplantae, Streptophyta, Magnoliopsida, Rosales, Cannabaceae. The transcript has a single exon. The record is from RefSeq and is a predicted model, not a curated record.
AUGGCUGCUACCGAUGAAUUUUCUGGUUCUGCUUCUAACGGUAUUAACAAGCCUUUCCGUUUUGAGGGAUUACAUUUUAAGCGAUGGAAACAAAAGAUGUUGUUCUACCUGACGAUGAAGAAAGUUGCUUUCGUUCUCACUGCUCUGAAGCCAGUCGUCUCUGAAGCUUCUACCGACAAGGACAAAGAGGCUGAACGCGAGAAGCAACAAAAGGAUUUGGACUCUUGGGUCGAAAAUGACUUCCUCUGUAAGAAUUUUAUUCUUAACGGUUUAUCUGACGAUCUGUAUGACUAUUAUAAUUCAGAUAAAUCAGCAAACGAAAUAUGGGAUGCUCUGCAAAAGAAAUACGAUACUGAAGAAGCUGGAACUAAAAAGUAUGCUGUCAGUCGCUACCUCAAGUAUCAAAUGGUGGACGACAAACCUGUGGAAGCCCAAUCUCACGAGCUUCAGAAAAUUGCACAUGAGAUCAUCUCAAAAGGUAUGACUUUAGAUGAACAGUUUCAAGUUGCUGUAUUAAUUGAUAAGUUACCCCCUUCCUGGAAGGAUUUCAAAAGUACUCUCAGGCAUAAGACUAAGGAAUUUUCCUUAGAAAGUUUGAUCACCCGCCUUCGUAUAGAGGAGGAAGCAAGAAAACAAGACCAGAAAGAUGAAGUGCUUGUUGUUUCAAACAACAACACUAAGAAAUCCACACCAGCGGUUCUGAAGCCUAAUGGCAAAAAUUUUAAGAAUCAGAACCGCAACUCGAAUUCUAAUUCUAACCGCAACAACCCUCCUCGUAACAAUAAUCAGAGUUGGAACCAUAAUAGGAACCAACAUGGAAGGCAGCCACCUCCACAUAAACAGAAUGACCCCGCACAGUUUUUGUGUUACAACUGUAACAAGCCGGUCAUAUGGCACGAAAGUGUCGGAACAAGCCUAGCUCGCUCCGCAGCAACUUGA